Penicillium arizonense is the source of this 876-nucleotide messenger RNA. RefSeq lists its product as uncharacterized. Gene Ontology annotation, biological process: rRNA processing. Gene Ontology annotation, molecular function: snoRNA binding. The transcript is spliced from 2 exons. The coding region runs from base 1 to 876 and encodes 291 amino acids. The record is from RefSeq and is a predicted model, not a curated record. NCBI's taxonomy places the organism in Eukaryota, Fungi, Ascomycota, Eurotiomycetes, Eurotiales, Aspergillaceae.
AUGGUUACUACACGACGAGGCGAAGUUGCGCCCGAACUUGCGAGCGGAAAGCGCAAGGCCAGCAAGGCCGACGAGCAGCAGACCAAGCGGAGAAGAAGGAGUGAUCCCAAAGCUACGGAAACCGAGGAUGCUAGCGAUAUUCCCGCGACAGCCAACGUGAACGGAGAGAAAGCGCCCGUGGAUAAGAAGAACCACUUCCGUUUUGACAGCGAAGAACCCGAGAUCCCUGAGACACUACCUGAAGAAAUCUCAGAAGAACCGAAUCAGGAGGAUGAUGAUGAGGAUAGCGAUGACGAUGCGCCAGAGGCUAUUGAUAACUCUGCCCAGCUCUUGAAAAUGAAGGAGCAGGCCAAGAAGCGAGAGACCGCGAAGCAAUUAGAAGAACAACUGAAGAAAGAGAAGCGACGGAAACUGGACGAGCGCCGCAAGUUGCAAGCCAAGACUAUCGUAAAGCCCAAGGAGUCUUCCGAUGAUCUGCUCUCUGAGAGCACAGCUACCAUUCAAGGCACAACUACGCAAGAUGCACGACGGGCUGCUCUUCCUGCUUUGCUUCCCGAUGACAUCCUGAACGCCGAGCCCGCCAUUCGCCCUCCCACACCCCCAGCCGAUGAAUUCGCAAUGCCGAAGAAGUCAAAUAAGCUGAGAUUCCUGGAUAAGAAGGACAAAAUUCCCAAGGAUGUCAAUAUGGGAGAUGUCUCGAUUCGGGUGCUUGAUGCGCCCUCCACCAAGAAGAGCUCGAAACCUGCCUUGGCCCCCAGGGUUUCCAAGGCCGGAAAGAACCUCAAGGGCAGCAUGCUGCAGAUGACUCGUAACUCAGCACAAGGCAACGGGCUCCGGAAGAAAGCAAGUGGACCCUCUGGAUUUGUUCGCCGUUGA